CAUGGAACGUUGAGGGGUAUACAGCUGAUCCACGUUCAUUCGAUGCGUGGAACGUGUUCCCAACGAUUUAGGAACGCAGUUAGGGAACGAUUGUAAUGAAACAGGGAACACAGUUCUAUUUAAAUAGGAGGCAGUACGCGGCUCCCUGCCUAAUCACUUAUUACGCGCUGCAUGUCUAAUCCCUUCCUCUUCUUACGGGCUCCAUGCCUAUCCCCUCAGCUGCGCGACUCCUCCACUGCGCGACUGCUCUUCUCCCAGCUGAUCCACGUUCAUCAUGAAAUUUCACUUGUUGUGCCGAAGGAGGGAACCAGUUUGACAGAGAGCUACAGAUACUUUUCUCUAACUAAGCAGUCAAGAAUUGUUCCAUCCAAACGUCCUUUUGGAAAGGCACGUGCUAUCUAUGUUAGCAACAGUGAUGACACAAUAUUUGGAAGCACAAUGCAGAAUGCGAGACAUCUGCGUAGUAUCACCAUGGAAUCCAUGUUUGUGGCAACAAUUCCCAAUGCCAUAUUCCAGGCGAAACAUUUGAAAUAUCUUGAGAUUUCGAGGCUAAGAUGUGAAGUACUCCCGGAAGCCAUUUCAAAUUUCUGGACCCUACAAGCUCUUCACCUGGCAUCCAGUGAUCUCCUUGAUUUGCCUGAAAGCUUUGGUAAGCUAACUAGGUUAAGAACAUUGAACCUAUCCAAGUCUGAGAAGUUCAAGCGUUUACCAGACUCCAUCGGCGACUGUCAAAUGAUGUCAACCAUUGAUCUUUGCGGUUGUAACAGUCUUACAGUGUUGCCAGACACUAUUGGCAGAAUUGAAAGGCUAAGAGUUUUGAGAUUAAGUUACACAAAGAUCGAGAGGCUUCCAUCAAACAUCAUAACAUUGAGAAAUCUUGAGUGUUUGGAUCUCUGCACGUGUCAAGAGCUGGUAGAGUUGCCCGAAGGCAUUGGGAAUCUAGAUAGGCUUCAAGUCUUGAACCUCAAAGGUUGUAAAUCAUUGGGAGGCAUGCCUGUAGGUGUUGGGCGGCUCAGUCGGCUCCAAAAGCUGGGCUUGUUUGUUGUAGGUGACAGUGAAAAGUUUGCAGGAAUCUCAGAGCUUGCAAAUGUACCUCGGAUUAGUGAGGAACUGAGUAUUAGAGGUAUUCCACAUGGUAUGGACCCAGACGAUGCACAGAUGGCAUGCUUGCAACAAAAAACAAGCUUACAGAGCUUGGACCUAGAAUGGAUGGCACAUAAGGCAUGUGAGGUGGACCUGGAAUGGAUGGCACAUGAGGCAGGUGAGGCGAACAUGGACUUGGAACGGAUGGCACACGAUGCAGGUGAGGUGGACCUGGACCUGGAAAGGAUGGCACUUGAAGCAGGUGAGGUGGACUUGGACUCUGAGUGGAUGCCACUUGAGGCAGGUGAGGUGGACACUGAGUUGGAGCAGGCUGUACUUGAUGGUCUAGAGCCACCGUCACAGAUUAAAGAGUUGAAAAUUAAUGGGUAUUCUGGAAGCCAACACGCAUGCUGGAUGCAGAAUCAAGUGAGUGGCAGAAGAGGACCACAAGAGCUUGUUCACUUCCCAUUUCUGAGGGUGGUGAAGCUAUCUGAUUUCCCUAACUUGAAGCAUCUAGAUGGGCUUGUGGAGCUGCCUUGUUUGGAAGACCUUGAGCUGCGAGCGAUGCCUUGUCUCGAGAGCAUGAGUGGAGGCCCAUUUCCUUCCUUGUCGAGGUUAGAACUGGACACGCUGCCUAGUCUAGGAGAGGUGUGGCUGGUAGCCGAGACAACAAUCCUACCUAGUGGUGAAGGAGCAGGCCACAACGUCCAUGACACUGGCACGCCUGGCUCUGGACGACAGGUCCGUGUUGGUGGUCGCUUGUCAUAUCUGUUUAUACAAGACUGUCCCAGGUUGAGGCUCAGGCCGCACAUGCCUUCGUCGUUGGAGAGCCUGCACUUGUCCGAGAGCAGCGAGCAACUGCUGCAACUGCCUGCAGACCAAUGCCUGGGGUCUUCCUCUUCCUACUCCAAUUUCAGCCACCUGAAGAAGCUUGGGCUAUGGGGGAUGACAGGACUAGGAUCUGGACGCCGGUGGGAGCUUCUGCAACACAUGACGGCGCUCGAGUCAUUGGAGAUCAACUCCUCUCUGGUGCUAAGAGAGCUGCCAGAGGGGUUGCGGAGCCUCACGUGCCUCCAGUCACUAAUCGUGUUCGCGUGCUCAGAUCUUCUCGUGCUGCCCGAGUGGAUAGGGGAGCUUGCGUCCCUGCAGCAGCUGUGCAUCUGGACCUGCGAUGUCUUAAGCAGCCUUCCCCAGUCACUGGGGCAGCUCACAUCCCUCCAGAUGCUCUCCAUAGAAGCAUGCUACGAGCUUCACCGGCUGCCUGAACGCAUAGGGGAGCUCUGCUCUCUACGCAAGCUCAGGAUCAGGGAUUGCCCGAGGCUGGCUUGCCUUCCGCAAAUGUCCGGCCUCACCUCCCUUCAAGAACUCCUGAUCAGCGACUGCCCAGGCCUCACAUCCUUACCGCAGGGGAUGAUGAGCGGCCUCGCUUCCCUUGAAAAGCUGAUUGUCAGUGACUGCCCGGGGAUCAAAUUCUUGCCUCAAGACAUAAAAGGCCUCACCACUCUGAUGGAAUUGCGGAUCCGUAGGUGCCCUGAUCUGGAGAGGCGUUGUGAGACAGGAAAAGGGGAGGACUGGCACCUCAUCUCCCACAUCCCUAAUUUGAGGAUUUGGUGAUCAGCAGCCAGCCUGCCAUGGCAUCAUCAUCUGCUGCAUAUACAUCAAUGUUCCAGCUUCAGGCACUCCUGGAUGGAGUGCAAUGCAACCUUUUCAUCAAGAUAAAAUUUGCUUCAUGUCCAGCGAAGUAUGUCACAUUCCCCCUUUUUUUUCUUAUGCAAAUAUUGCUACAUGGUUGUCGGGUACCAUAAUUAGGGGUACCCCCAGUACUACUAAGCAUGGCUGGAGAACAUCUUUAAAAUAAACCAUAAAGACUGGGAAGCACGGUUCAAAGUUAAGGCCUCAUCUACCGAGGGACGCGAUCCCGUCUCACCCGAGCCCAGCCUCGGGCAAGAACAGUAGUCCCGAACCAGUGGCGGAGGACGCCAGAAAAAUUAGGUGUUGCUAAUGCAACGAAGACUACCUUUGAUCUUUCUAUGCUUUGCUCACAAGUCUCACAAGUCACAAUCAGACAACUAGAAGCAUAGAAGCACGAAGCAAGCAGACAACUAGAAGCACGAAGCAUUAAGCAAGCAGCCAAGCAGACGUGCGGCCAAGCAGGAAGCAGCGGC
This is a messenger RNA of Zea mays, 3248 nucleotides long. RefSeq names its product putative disease resistance protein RGA3. The transcript is spliced from 2 exons. The coding region runs from base 172 to 2697 and encodes 841 amino acids. The record is from RefSeq and is a predicted model, not a curated record. Lineage: Eukaryota; Viridiplantae; Streptophyta; Magnoliopsida; Poales; Poaceae.